CCUCCCCCGCCACCGCCGCUCGCCUCCGAAACCCUAGCCGCCCCCUCCCCGCGGCCGCGAAAAUGGUGAACGUUCCCAAGACCAAGAAGACCUACUGCAAGAACAAGGAGUGCAGGAAGCACACCCUUCACAAGGUCACUCAGUACAAGAAGGGUAAGGACAGCCUGUCUGCCCAGGGAAAGCGCCGUUAUGACCGAAAGCAGUCAGGAUAUGGUGGUCAGACCAAGCCUGUUUUCCACAAGAAGGCAAAAACCACCAAGAAGAUCGUGCUGAAGCUGCAAUGCCAAAGCUGCAAGCAUUACUCCCAGCACCCCAUCAAGAGGUGCAAGCAUUUCGAGAUUGGUGGAGACAAGAAGGGCAAGGGAACAUCUCUUUUCUAAAUUGCUUGCUACCUACUGGAUACUAUAGUUGUUGGUCUACUGUGCUUCAAUAUUUCAAUGUUAUUAGGAGCUUAUUUAAGCAGACCAUAUCAAUGUAUUCAAGUAUCAUCGUCUGACAUUUACUCUAGCAAGGAUUGGCUUUCUGCUGAAUCAAGUUUUGUU
Oryza sativa Japonica Group (Japanese rice) is the source of this 542-nucleotide messenger RNA. RefSeq names its product large ribosomal subunit protein eL42. Gene Ontology annotation, molecular function: structural constituent of ribosome. The record is from RefSeq and is a predicted model, not a curated record. NCBI's taxonomy places the organism in Eukaryota, Viridiplantae, Streptophyta, Magnoliopsida, Poales, Poaceae. Gene Ontology annotation, biological process: translation. Gene Ontology annotation, cellular component: ribosome; cytosolic large ribosomal subunit.